Messenger RNA from Rhipicephalus sanguineus (brown dog tick), 983 nucleotides. RefSeq lists its product as uncharacterized. The record is from RefSeq and is a predicted model, not a curated record. The transcript is spliced from 4 exons. Bases 43 to 810 code for a protein of 255 amino acids. NCBI's taxonomy places the organism in Eukaryota, Metazoa, Arthropoda, Arachnida, Ixodida, Ixodidae.
ACAUCAGCUCCUAGUUUCUUUGAAUCAAUCAAAUUUUAAUGAAUGAAUGUGUCGCAGAGCACCUCGCAUUCUCGGCUACGGGACGCAGCGGCCGUGGCGGCUGAGGAGGCGUACCACUUCGCGGGGAUGGCGCUGUGCGCCUGCGACCUGGUGCUGGACACGUACUACAGCGUCAAGCCCAAGCGCGACAUCAGCAGCGUCGCGAUCUCCAUGGCUCUCUUCAUCUUUCACACCCUAUUCCUGGGACGCAACCGGCACUCCAGCGUGAUGCCCUCGAAGCUCGUCUACCUGCUGGACAUGCUCUUACACGUGGGAGCUUUCGCCAUGGACGCUGCGCUCGUGGUCUCGCUGCUGAGGUAUCCAACCGAAGACCUCGGCACCGAGACGACGCGGCUGCGAUGGAGGCUGUUCGGCAACUCGACCUCCAUUCCGGUCAUCCUCGUUCGCAUCGUCUACCACACCGGUAUCCUCGUCACGUACUACCACUGGGUCCAGCUUAGGCCGCCGCCCACAACGGCCCCCUAUCGCGCUUCCAACUGCGUAUCCUGGCUGGGCGAGACCGUGCGCACUGGGCUGCAACACCGGCCAGUAGCCCCGCUGGUCCCCCCAGCACUACUUGGUGACGCGUUGGAACGGGAUCGGCCGGUGGACGCACAACAGAUAUGCCUGCCAUCGUUCGAGCUCCAACACCGGCCAGUAUCCGACGCAGUCACCAAGAGGCGGCCCGCCGCGCAGGCUAACGAGCGCCGAGAAGGUACAAACGAACGACACCCACCGACGGGAGCCCGCCACGUUGACCAAGACGCCUGAACCUAUUGCGCUCAAACAUGGCACGUGCGUGCACAAACACCCGUGCUGAAAUUGCUAAAGUUCGUACUUAUAAAAUUCACCUUUGAUGCAACAGUUUCUCAGAGUUAUCUGCUCUUCUUGACCCAGAGUCAAGGUGCAGGCCGACAGAAGGAAACGCACGGUGGAUUAAGUGU